ACCCGUGUCCCUGACCGGGAAUAUUUAAGUUUAAAUGGAUAGAUUUAUUUCAACAAAUUAUUAGCUAAUAUUCAUUCAAGGUUCACCGGAAAACGUAGAUUUACUUUAACUAUAAAUAAUACUACUACUCAGCUAUACCACGCUAAACAUGAAUAACUUUUAAGUAAAAGUUUAUGAGUAUUGACAGAUAACCUUAGAAAAUUAAGUGGGCAAUUAUUAAUAGUGAAAAUCAACUAAAAAUAAUUUUAAUUAGACAUUUGUACAGUGUAAAUAGUGCAAAAUGUUGCGCAUGAUACAAGCUAGUCCCAUACUAGAUAAAUUAAAACAUUUCCAGCAAGUGUUAUCAUACAGAAUUCAGCUGACAACUUCACAAAAGGUUGUGCUCUGGAGUUUAGGAGUUGUUGGGACGAGUGCUGUCGUAGUCGGGGUACUGUCAAGGUAUCUUGCAAGGCGACGUGCAAAGCCAAUUUUUAAUCCUAGAAUCCAGAGAGCCAUUAAUAAAAGGCUAUCAAGAAUGAGAAGUCCCAAUGGAGGUAUGGGAUCAGUAGCCAGUAGUGGAGGACGCAGUAGCCCACUUGGAUUCAGUGAAAGGCUUUCAAUGGCUUCUGGGUCAAUUGGUUCGGGUGGUGGUGAUGCUGCGCCCCUCUCACCUCAGCAGCUUGGUGUAAUGGGUAUGGAGGCGUUAGAAACAAGUAUCAACUAUUGGGAAGACGCGCUGGCCGCGUUCUCCGUGGGCGCGCGCGGCGGAGUGACCGGCACUCUCGCACUCACCUCGCCCGAGGAGGCAGAGUUCUGUCGCGAGAUACAGGACCUGCUGCAGAACGCUUAUUUGUUGCAAGAGCGUUGUGAGCUGUUGUUCCUCGACCAACGGUCCGUGUUGUUCCGGUCGGAGAGCGGCGGCGGUGCGGCGGAGAGCUCGGCGGGGCGCCGCACGCGCCUGCUGUCGUCGCACACGGCGUCCGAACACACGCGCAAGGAGCACCACUCCAGCGCCGAGUCCUUCGCUUCCGCUGAGGAUCAGGUAGCAGAUCUCAGAGAGUUUGACGACUUAACAGAAUCAGUUGCUGAACUAGAAAACUUGGAAUUGUAUCAGACGGCGGUCAAACAGUUUGAACAAGGAAUUCCUUACAGAACUCUCCGCACCGAGGUGGUGCAGUGCGGCUCGGAUACGGAGUUCCUGUGCAAGCUGCAUUGCUUACGGCUCGGUUUCCAGCACGCGUUGCAGGACGCGAGUGUGCGCGCCUGGUUCGUGGACGCGGGCCGGCAAGUACUCACGGACCUUUUGCUGUUUGCGGACAAAGAACCAAAAGAAUUUCUAGUUGCUUACGAAGAAAUGGUGUCAUGGACGAACGAUCCCGCUAACUGGUCAGCCAUUGAGGCAGAAUUGAAAAGUAAAGGUGUUAAAGUGGUAUCGUUCUACGACGUGGUGCUAGACUACAUUCUACUAGACGCGUUCGAGGACCUCGCCUCGCCGCCCGCCUCCGUGCUCGCCGUGGUGCGCAACCGCUGGCUCUCCGACGGGUUCAAGGAGAGUGCACUAACUACAGCAGUGUGGUCGGUCAUAAAGGCCAAGCGGCGGUAUCUGCAAUAUCCAGAGGGGUUCAUGGCGCAUUUCUACUCGAUAUCAGAACAUCUGCUGCCCGUACUAGUGUGGGGGUUCCUUGGGCCAAGGGAGCGGUUGAGGGACGUUUGCGAGACCUUCCAGUCAGAGAUAGUAGGCUUCAUAGCAGACUUGUUCAGCUUCCAAAAGUGUAGAUAUACGACCGUGGACGAGUUCACUGUUGACAUCAUGCAGCACGCUCGCUCCAGGUUUGCCAACAUCACAGACAAACUCGCCGAGCGGAUUUAAACUAGCUAAAUUAUGCUCUUACAUACUAAGCAAAUGUCUUAAGUUGAGCGUGUAAGAGUUCCGAGCUUUUAUUUCAUACAAAACAGCAGAAAAGUUGUUAUUAACACUUGACUUCAAUCACAUUUUCAAGAAGUACUCAAAAAGCGACUCGUUCGGCGCGUGCCGCUUACUGAUCAAUAUUUAUGUUAAUUACUUAGAUCAAACUAUGUAUAUGAAAUAGAAUAAAGAAACGUAUAUCGUCACAAAAUAGAAGUUGUACAGUCUUAUUACCUCUUUGAAAUAAAAUUAUGUUCACUUUUAGAUUAAGUUUGAAAUAAAUAUUAUUUUCAAUCCAAGCUAAAGUAGAUCUUAAUUCAAAGUGGUGUAAGUCUUAUUUAGGGCAGGGACAACGCUAGCACAAAAUUGCUCGCGAAAAUUCUCUUAUAUUCACGCAGAUGAUAUUGAAGCAGCAAAUUUAGCUCUAGAUUUGUCCUUGACCUACCUAAGUGGUCACAUUUCAAAUAAUUGUUGAAGUACGACAUUCCGUUUGCAGUUAGGCUUCGUCUCCACUGAUAGACAAGUUGGCGAGUUUGAUGUUUUGUUCUUUAACUACAUACUUACUCGUAGAAUCUCUGCUACUGUGCUAUCACGGCUCGGCUGGUGUUACUUUGGUAACACUUUUCCUGUCAGUCGCCGACUCAAAAGCCGUAGUAAUCUAGGUGCUAAAUAUUUGUAUAUUUUAUAUCUUUUGUUAAGCAUUUACUUCUAAGCUUAAGUAGAUAAAUUGAUCGCAACUUCUAACUUCUCAGUAUUAAUAAAUCGAUCAUUGAGGCUUUAAGCCUCAUCUCAUCACUCAACCGAUUUCAACGAGAGCAUCUUAAUUUGCAAAUCGAGAAAUUAAAUACAACUUGAUACUUAUCACAAUGCCAUAAAGUGCAAUUCAGCUCGCUCAGCGCUGCUGCGGACUAAAAUUAACGUUUCUUUCUAUCGCGUAAACUCUUCUCUCAUAAGAUUGAGCUACGCGAAUGCCGUCGAAUGGUGGGAUGUCGUUUGUUCGCUGCGCUCCGCGAUGGGCCUUGUGUGUAUGGAGUGUAGAGCCAAGGAGCACGAUCUCCAAUAUAGUGUCCAUUAAAAUGUGCUACAUAAGGGUGGCGCUACAGUAGAUCUAGGUUUUAAAAAAGAGCGGUAAAAUAGAGAAACUACGUAACGUAAUUUGUUGUGGAUGAUAUACUGGACUGUCACUAACUAUAAGCGUGCUUUAAGCCCUGGUCAUGUUGUGCGACCAUCUAGGGUUACAAUAGAAUCAAAAUGUGGUUAAAUGAUUUAUUAAUUAGAUUAAAAUUCUAAAAUAUUGUAAUCUGUUUUGGUUGCCGUAUAAAAUAACUAGUCUAUACUCUAGUCACUAAAAAUAUUAAAUUUACUAACUCAGCAUAGGUACUUCAAUCCGUUAAAUUUUUCAACUCUGCAUACUUCACUCCUUUGACAACUGAUACUUUCAUGCCGUUACCU
Messenger RNA from Maniola jurtina (meadow brown), 3337 nucleotides. It is a transcript of the gene Miga, whose product is annotated as mitoguardin. The transcript has 10 exons. The record is from RefSeq and is a predicted model, not a curated record. Gene Ontology annotation, biological process: mitochondrial fusion. Bases 281 to 1849 code for a protein of 522 amino acids. NCBI's taxonomy places the organism in Eukaryota, Metazoa, Arthropoda, Insecta, Lepidoptera, Nymphalidae.